CUGCUGGAGUCCUGGGCCUUCCCCGUCCUCCUAGCCCGUACCUUCUUGUGGGCCAAGAAGGGCGCUGCAGACAGGGUGUACUCCUGGCAUCUAAGAAAGGCAGAAUCUCUCCAGAUGUCUUCCAGUAAUGACCAAGUUUCUAUCCCAAUGUCACAAAGAAACAUCAAUGGCCUCCCCAAGAAGACCUCCAAGGAUGUGAAGGUGUUUACUGAAGGAGCUGUGUUAUCUUUUCAUAACAUCUGCUAUCGAGUAAAAGUGAAGAGUGGCUUUCUACUUGGUCGAAAAACAGUUGAGAAAAAUAUACUAACUAAUGUCAAUGGGAUCAUGAGACCUGGCCUCAACGCCAUUCUGGGACCCACAGGUGGAGGCAAAUCUUCAUUGUUAGAUGUCUUAGCUGCAAGGAAAGAUCCACAUGGACUGUCUGGAGAUGUCUUGAUAAAUGGAGCAGUUCGACCUGCCAAUUUCAAAUGUAAUUCAGGUUAUGUGGUACAAGAUGAUGUCGUGAUGGGGACUCUGACGGUGAGAGAAAAUUUACAGUUCUCAGCAGCUCUUCGGCUUCCAACAACUAUGACGAAUCAUGAAAAAAAUGAACGGAUUAACAAGAUCAUUCAAGAGUUAGGUCUGGAAAAAGUGGCAGAUUCCAAGGUUGGAACUCAGUUUAUCCGUGGUGUGUCUGGAGGAGAAAGGAAAAGGACUAGUAUUGGAAUGGAGCUUAUUACUGAUCCCUCCGUCUUGUUCCUGGACGAGCCCACAACUGGCUUAGACUCCAGCACAGCGAAUGCUGUCCUUUUGCUCCUGAAGAGGAUGUCUAAACAGGGACGAACGAUCAUCUUCUCCAUUCAUCAGCCUCGUUAUUCCAUCUUCAAGUUAUUUGAUAGCCUCACCUUAUUGGCCUCAGGAAGACUGAUGUUCCAUGGGCCUGCUCAGGAGGCCUUGGAGUACUUUGCAUCAGCUGGUUACCAGUGUGAGCCCUAUAAUAACCCUGCAGACUUCUUCCUGGAUGUCAUUAAUGGAGACUCCUCUGCUGUGAGAUUAAACAGAGAGGACCAAGAUGGUAAAGCCAACGAGACUGAAGAGCCUUCCCAGGGAGAUAUGUCUCUCAUAGAAAAGUUAGCUGAGUUUUAUGGCAACUCUACCUUCUGCAGAGAAAUGAAAGUUGAGUUAGAUCAACUCGCAGGGGGUCAGAAAAGCAAGAAGGGCGCAGCCUUCAAGGAGAUCACCUACACCACCUCCUUCUUUCAUCAGCUCAAAUGGAUUUCCAAGCGUUCAUUCAAAAACUUACUGGGCAAUCCCCAGGCCUCUAUAGCUCAGAUAAUUGUAACAAUCAUCCUGGGACUGGUUAUAGGUGCCAUUUUCUUUGAUCUAAAAUUGGAUUCUACAGGAAUCCAGAAUAGAGCUGGGGUGCUCUUCUUCCUUACAACCAACCAGUGUUUCACCAGUGUGUCCGUCGUGGAGCUCUUCGUGGUCGAGAAGAAGCUCUUCAUACAUGAAUAUAUCAGUGGAUACUACAGAGUGUCAUCUUAUUUCUUUGGAAAACUGUUAUCUGAUUUAUUACCCAUGAGAAUGAUACCAAGUAUUUUAUUUACUUGUAUAAUAUACUUCAUGUUAGGAUUGAAACCAAAGGUGGAGGCCUUCUUCAUCAUGAUGUUUUCCCUUAUGAUGGUGGCUUAUUCAGCCAGUUCUAUGGGACUGGCCGUAGCAACAGGUCAGAGUGUGGUCUCCAUCGCAACACUUCUCAUGACCAUCUGUUUUGUGUUUAUGAUGAUAUUUUCAGGGCUGUUGGUAAAUCUCAGAACCAUUGCGUCUUGGCUCUCGUGGCUUCAGUACUUCAGCAUUCCCCGAUAUGGCUAUACGGCUUUGCAGUAUAACGAAUUUUUGGGACUAAACUUCUGCCCAGGACUCAAUACAACAGCAAACGAUAGCUGUAGCUAUGCAAUAUGUACCGGCGAAGAAUAUUUGAAAAACCAGGGCAUCGAUCUGUCACCUUGGGCUCUGUGGAAGAAUCAUGUAGCCCUGGCGUGCAUGACUGUUAUCUUCCUUACAAUUGCCUACCUAAAAUUGUUAUUUCUUAAAAAAUAUUCUUAAACUCUUUAUAUUACAUGAUUUACGCACAUAUUAAAAAGAGAACACCUUGAUUUAUUA
Diceros bicornis minor is the source of this 2142-nucleotide messenger RNA. It is a transcript of the gene ABCG2, whose product is annotated as ATP binding cassette subfamily G member 2 (Junior blood group). The record is from RefSeq and is a predicted model, not a curated record. Gene Ontology annotation, molecular function: ABC-type transporter activity; ATP hydrolysis activity; ATP binding. The coding region runs from base 115 to 2085 and encodes 656 amino acids. NCBI's taxonomy places the organism in Eukaryota, Metazoa, Chordata, Mammalia, Perissodactyla, Rhinocerotidae. Gene Ontology annotation, cellular component: plasma membrane. The transcript has 16 exons.